Schistosoma turkestanicum is the source of this 3914-nucleotide messenger RNA. Lineage: Eukaryota; Metazoa; Platyhelminthes; Trematoda; Strigeidida; Schistosomatidae. The record is from the annotation of a GenBank genome assembly.
UGGACAGAGUAUAACAGCAGUUCCCCUGAAGCAAGUCUCAGUUGUCCUACCUGUAUCCAUUGUGUUUCACUGAUGCCGAGCACCUCGAGGUUGUAUCUUUUCAUUUCUGCAGCAACUUGAAAUAGUCUUCCAGUCCCCCACAAUGUACGAACGUUCCAUGUACCUAAAAGAAUGGUUGCUCUGGUUGUCAGAAGGGUCAUCAGCCUCGUGACUUCCGAGGGAACUCGGCUUUCACCACGUGACGUCAUAGUUCUUCUUCCAACCCCCAGGGCAGAGUGAAAAUGGUUGGAAUUAUUUUUUCUGGUCAGCGUUUUUUUGGCAAGUAAUUUUUAGUUGGGAUGCGGGCGCCAACCCCUCCUCCUUUAUCCGGGCUUGGGACCGGCAGUAGCCCCGAAGGGACUACAGGCGGAGUUAUUUACAGGUUUACUGUGAACUAUAAGCAUUCCAGUCUCUGACCAAUCGUCAGCUGUGAAAAACAAUUCUAUUGCAAAGCAAAAACGUGAACAUGGAAAUGAAGCGUGGCGUACUAACAAAUUAUCUUUAGCUCUUCGUUACUACACUGAAGCAAUUUUCUUUGCCGAUAGUUCUGAAGAAAAAGCUCUAGGCUAUGGUAAUCGAUCAUGUGUUUUAAGUCAUAUCGGUGUUCAUGAAGCAGUUCUGCAGGAUAUUGAUCUAGCUAUCAAAUACAAUUUCCCUAAAGAUCGUCGUCCACGUCUGUUCAUACGUCGUGCACAAAGUCUUCUUUCACUAAAACGCUUUGAUGAAGCGUUAACGGAAUUUAAUAAUUGUUUGGAAUAUAUUAAAUCUGAACACUUAACAAUUUCAAACAACUUGAAUGAAGCGAUACAAAAAGGAAUAAAAGAUUGCUCAACUUCGAAUAAAGUAUUAAUUAAUGAAUCAGUUACACCAUUCUUUGUACAUGAAGCGAAAUCGUUGAUAGUAAAGCAUGAAAACAAUCAACGGAUGAUUAAAAAGACUGAUAAUAAUGGCAAGAAUAUUACAGAUCAUAAUUUACAUUCAAGAAUUCUUCGCUCUAUUCAUUUACACGACUCACCAACAGUGAGAUUAAAUCAUAACAAUGAAUUCGGUUGGCAUUUUGUAGCGACAAGAAAUAUUCAACCAGGUGAACUUCUCAUACUGGAUACACCGUAUGCUUGCAGACUUCAUUAUGAUAGAUUAUUACUCAAUUGUUAUCGUUGUUCUAAACGAUGUAUAAAUCUUAUACCAUGCCGUAAUUGUACUCAGGUUGGAUUUUGUAGUGAAUUAUGUGAACAAGCAGCUUGGAAUCCAGUAUGGACUGACAAUAACACAUCAUUGCCGUUAAAUUCAACAAACGAUUUAUAUUUACCGUGCCAUCGUUUUGAAUGUGGGCUUGUUGAUCGACUGAUUAUAGAAGAUUAUGCUGGCUGGAAACGAUUACGUAAUAGAUCGUCAGAUGAAUUAAAAGUAUCAAUGAAAAAAUUGAAGUUAUUCAUUGAUAAAUUAUCUGAUGAUGAUAUAAUUGGUGGACCGAAUAUUUCAUGGCUUGCAUUCGCUCUUUUAACUAAAACUGCUCCAGACACAUUGAAUAGAUUAAUCAAGAUUUCCUUGAAUAAAUUAAUCGGUCAAACUAAUGAAGAACAAACAAACAACGAAGAAUUAUUAUCAUUCACUGGUCAACGUGUCAUUCCACAAUGUGAUUGGGAUGAUUAUACAACGGUUGCUUGGCUUUUGACAAAUUCAAAUAAACGUAAAACUAGUGAUUUAUGGCAACGUACUGUUGUAGCGGUUUAUUUAACAUUUUGUCUUGAAGCUGGUGGUUAUCCAAUUACCAGAAAUACUAAUGAUAAUAAUAAUAAUAAUAAUCAAUCUAACUGUGCACUAUUACCAUUUGACUGGGCAUCUACAUGUAUAUUACAUCAUCUUCAGUGUAUCUCAUCAAAUGGUCAUUCAUUAUCAAUACCUGAAUAUAUUUUCUCAGAAAAAAUACCACCUGGCAUAGAUUUAAACAAAUUGACAUCCAUUCAAAUAUCUUCUUGUUUAUAUCCAGUCCUGUCAUUGAUUAAUCAUUCAUGUGAUCCAAAUAUCACUAAUGUUACAAUGAAUAAAUAUCAAUGUGGCAUUUAUUCACUUCGACCUAUUGAACAAAAUGAAAUAAUCUAUGGAAAUUAUGGUUUACAUUAUGCAAUACAUUCUUUGAAUGAACGUCGAAAUUCAUUACAAUCACAAUAUCAUUUUCAUUGUAUAUGUCAAGCCUGUAUAGAAAAUUGGUCAAGUUUCAUGUUUUCUACUGUUACUAAUAGUAAUAAAGACUUUCAGUUGAAAUGUUCAACUUGUUCUGGUAUAAUUAAUUUUGGCAUAGUACCGACAUUAUUGACUAAUGAUAAUGAUAAAUUAUCAACAAAAAAUAUUCAUUAUUGUCAUUGUAGUCAAUCGAUUCAAUUAAAGUCAUUGAGUAAAUUUCAAAAACUUGUUUACAAUGAUUUACACAGUAAAUUUGAUAGUAUACCAUUAACAUUUCAAAAUACUUUACCAAACAAAAUAACAAAUAAAUUUUUAAAUAAAUUUAUUAUUUAUACUAAACAAAUGUUAGAUGCGGAACAUUUACAUGGUAUACUUCAACGACCUUGUACUUCGUUAGAUUGGUUACAAGAAAUGCUUAAACAAUUACUUGAUCUUCAAUAUACUUAUUGGUCAUAUGAAAGUAGAAUUAUUCGAUCAGCAUUUUAAUAAACGAGGCUUUGAUAUGUGUUUUUUUCGUUGCUUGUUAUCAUCUAAUUGUCGUGUUUUCUUCUAUCGAAUGAACCGAAUUAUGGGGGCAUCAGUUGUCCUCUUUGUCUUCCUCUAACUAGAAUGAUCCUAUUUAAUGAUAAACUUUACAAAUUGAUAUUAACGGAAAAUCCCUUGUAUAAUAAAAUCAGUUUCAUAUUCAACAUUCAUAAUCUAAUUUCCAUUGGUUAUGAUGGAAAUCUUCUUGAAAAUGAACAAAUCUUUCAAAUCAUUCAUCCAUAAAAUGAAUGAAUACUUUACUAAUUGGGUACUUACUUCUUUCCUUGUUUAUUUUGAUGAUUUUCCUUUGUGUGUGUGUGUGUGUGUUACUAUUCCCAAUCUAAACUAGAUGAUCUUUUAUAUUUUUGUGAACAGUAUGUUGUUUUUUUUCAUUUUCUCUUUGAAUAAUUUUGUGACUUUAAGACGCACCUCAAUCGGAGAUCAACAGUAGAGAAAAAAAAAUCGUACUUUUAUUCAUUUAUGAAGAAAUUUCCGGUGCUGUUUUGUUAGCUUAUUUAUUUCCUAUAAUAUACUUUACCCAAAGGUUUUUCAAAAUUUGCCUUACAACAAAUAGUUAUUUUUUUUUUUCAUGUUAUGAGCAUUUUAAUCAUUUUUCUGGUAUCAUUAUCUGUUUAUUUCAUUUGUGACUUUUUGCUGCUGAAUUAGUUUAAUUAACGUAAUAAUCAAAUGGAUUUUUGUUUUCUCAGUAUCAUUCAAACAAUCAUGUUUCUAAAGAACUAGGUAAAUGUUUUUUUUUCAAUGCAAUUGAAACACUUUUUUUUAUUUCUCCAUCUUAUGUAAUUUCGUUAUUUGCUACACUUUUGUAUUCCCCCAAUUAAUUUUCAUUUUGUUUUCAAUAAUCUACAAAUUGUUAUUGUUGUAUUUUGAAGUGUAAGUUCAAGAUCUAGGCAUUUUACCAACUGAUUAGUGAAUAGGUUCUUAUAAGGAAAAAGAAAUUUGGUUUCUACAGGAUCUUUUCAUCGAAUGAAGCAACUAAUUUAAAACUAGCUGUUUACUCCUUCCUUAUUUUCAAUGACUUUUGUAAAACUGAACAACCUAAUCAAAUGAUAACUAUUAACAGUUAAGCUAAUUGAAUGUAUGAAAAACUCAAUAGUGGAUGAAGUAUAUUUAUUUUAUUCAGCUACAAUAUAACUGACAAAUGGUAG